Fonsecaea multimorphosa CBS 102226 is the source of this 1170-nucleotide messenger RNA. RefSeq lists its product as uncharacterized. The transcript is spliced from 2 exons. The record is from RefSeq and is a predicted model, not a curated record. NCBI's taxonomy places the organism in Eukaryota, Fungi, Ascomycota, Eurotiomycetes, Chaetothyriales, Herpotrichiellaceae. Bases 1 to 1170 code for a protein of 389 amino acids.
AUGCCACCUUCUUACUCCCGACGCGCCUACUUUGAUGAGCUGAAGUUUCCGGACGUCGAUACCAUUGAAGUAUUGAACGGCAAAUCGAAUUUUCGUCAAUGGCACUCUGACAUUCAGCCCGUUCUCUUGUCCAAUCCUUAUUCUUCUGAUCUGAUACUUGGCAGCUGGGACGAACCUCAACCUCCCUCAUCGUGGACCGUCGAGGAUCAGGCCUCAUUCGACGAGGAGCGCAGAGAAUGGCACCUCGCGAACACGGCGACCUGUCGCUACAUUCGCGCCACGUUAGCUGAGAACGUAGGCCCGUUUGUUCGUCAAUAUGCCACUGCAAAGACACUUUUCUUCAACCUUGUGUGGCUGUACGGCGAAGAGGCUGGGAUUGAUUCUCAAGGUGGUCCUCCUGUACCUGUGAAUGCCGGAACCCUGAACCCAAAGAAAGGCCGUGCCGGUCUUCUGGCAGCCCUGGAAGCUAAAAGAACCGUGGACUUUCUGCCUCUUGUCUGCGCGAGCCUCAAACCGUCAGUGUCGACAGCACUGGCUCAUGAAACCAGUCAAAGCGACUGGGAGGUUCCGUCUAUUUCUCCUUCGGGGACAGAACUGCCCACCACUCAUGGAAAGUCGACGAAAUGGCAGCCAGCAGGUGGCCCGGAUUUCACGUACGCACAAGCCCAUGAUCCCACAAUAGGCCAUUUGUACGAUCGAAGCCGCAUCUCUUCUAACCCCAGCCUCGAAACCAUACAAGAACACGAUGAACCGCAUCCGGGAAGACAGGAGAUCAAGAGCAGUCGGUUGGGAAAUUCGGAUAGUGGAUAUGAUGAUGAUGACGAGGUGCGUCUUCUUACCUCCAAGCCAAUGACACAUCCAUCACAACUAGUCUUGUCCAUGUCCAGGGCCGCUGACCGAUGCGACCAGGACCAGGAUGAAUGCCACCUCGAAGACAUGGACGUCGACAACGCCUGUGGGCGGUCCACGUCGCCGUCAAAGAAACGUCCAGCCGCCGGUCCAGACCUCGACCUCGACCUCGAGCCAAGGCCUGCAAAGACGAGCAUCACUUCGAUUUUGAAAACCGUCACAGCCAACAACAGCAGGGCCAGGAAGCGAGACAGAUUCACCUUCUCGUUUCCUCUGCGGCGGUUGAAUCCGGAGAAGGAGAAGGGCAAGGCUAAGGCAUAA